This is a messenger RNA of Prorocentrum cordatum, 1659 nucleotides long. The record is from the annotation of a GenBank genome assembly. Lineage: Eukaryota; Dinophyceae; Prorocentrales; Prorocentraceae.
AGGCGACCCAAGAGGCCCCCAAGAUCGCCCCAAGACGUUCCGCAGCCAUUUUGGCUCAAGCGAUUGUGGCGCACGUUUUCUGUUAUUGCACUCGCACUGAUCUCCAUUCUAGGGCCUUGCCGGCCCAGUGGCUUACCCGCAUAGGCGAGCGAAGUUUUCCUGUUUCAUCUCGUGCAGAGCCACAUGGCGACCCGUGCCUUGUGUGUUGCGGUGUUAUUUGCCCCCAGCAUGACUUCCGCGGGUCAUAGUACCCGCAUGCAGGACACGAUGAACGUGCUCUACACGCACGAGGCAUACUCCAUCUUCCAGUCGGAUGUGGUUGCUGAUUUGGGAAACAGCAUUGACAAGGCGCUCGCUGCAUGCCAAGCCAAGGCGAAUGCCAUUGGAGGCAGUCAGCUUGCCAACGACGCCAAGCCAAUUGGCAACUACGCCGCGAACUAUGGAACUGCAUAUUCCUACUGCAAUGGCAAGGUCCACGUGUUCACCGCACCGUACAUGGGCGAGACACAGUACGCGGUCGGGACCGACACGGUGACCGUGGGCAAUUACCACGAUGGCUCUGGUAGCGGCGACUGUGGAUUGGGUGGUUGGACGUUCAUCGGAGGUGGGAUGAGCUGGAAUUCUGAUAGCAGCGGUAAGAUGGUACAGUGCGCCGUUACCACAGCUGUACUCGCGUCUAUUCCAGCGACGAGUUCGGCCGUUGGUGACCCCCAUAUGCAGAAUGUGCAUGGCGAGCGAUUCGAUUUGAUGGUACCAGGCAGUCAUCUGUUGGUCAACAUUCCUCGUGGAGAGGUUGCUGAGAACGCACUGCUUCGCGUGCAGGCCGAUGCGCGCCGAUUGGGUAAACAGUGCGCGGAUAUGUAUUUCCAAGAAGUGAACGUGACUGGGUCUUGGGCAGAGGCAAAACAAGCUGGAGGAUAUCAUUACAGCGCGUCGCAAAGAGAGGGCGACCUUCCAGAGUGGGUUGUUUUCAAUAAGGUCCAGCUGAAGAUCGUGCACGGGCAUACGGACAUGGGCUUGUCGUACUUGAAUGUGUACGUGAAACAUCUAGGAAGAACGGGUUUUGUUGUCGGAGGCCUUCUGGGAGAAGAUGACCACAGCGUCGCAAGCACGCCCGAGGCUGCGUGCAUGAACCAUCUGAGUCUGGAGACGCGCGCGCAGCGGCGCGGCAGUGUUUUCCAGGCGGGUUCGACCGCCGAGGGGUCGUUCCCCUGAUCUUCGCCAUGACGCUUCUGCACAGCGCAGGGGGCGCGCUGCCUCAGCGGGUGCGGCGUAGGGCAGGCAUGUAUUCCGUCAGUCCCCCUUGUCGCCCGAUCUGAAGAAUCGGCUCGGCUUUCGUCGCGCAUCCUGCGCCUUUUGACGAGGCCCAUUAUUCUAAGAGUGCAUCUUGACCUUUUGCCACGGGAUAAAGACCUUCACCAUGCCCCUCCAUGUUUCAUUUUCCCUCCUCCGCAACCUCCACCUUCCCAUUCCUUCAUCGCGACGUGGCUGAUCGUGCCGAGGCAUGUCGCCAGCCAUGAAAGUGGGUGCAUUCGCAUGUUUUCCCAACCAUCCUGUGGUGUUGGGUCCUCUUUCGAAGAGACGGUCCCCGCGUUUCUCUUCUCCUCCUCCCCAUCCCGCUGGCCCCUUCCUCCUCCUCCUCAUCAUCAGCAGCAUCAU